AUGAGGGUGAACCCUACCUUGAUGCUGGCCACCGCUCUUGGUGCUGUGACCGGUGCCCUUGCAGCACCUGCCAUAGCCCAGGUUGAGCGUGGCAUUGGGUUCCCGGGGUCUGACGACGCCGAGACUGAGUUCGGAUGGGGUCACGGUGGUGACCAUGGUGGUCACGACGACGACGACGACGACGACGAUGAUGACCACCAUGGCCAUUGGCCCCCUCCCACUUCCACUCCAUGUGAGACUGAUACGGAGACUGAACCUCCCCAUCCCACUUGGACGAAGCCCCCUCACCCUACCUGGACCUGGACAAAGCCUCCUCACCCUACUUGGACUCCUCCCGAAUCAACUCCCUGUGAGACGGAUACAGACACUCCGCCUCCUGUUACCGAGACUCCUCCACCGGAGACUACACCGUGCGAGACCGACACAGAAACUCCGCCCCCUGUCACCGAGACCCCUCCACCGGAAACUACUCCCUGUGAGACCGACACAGAGACUCCUCCGCCUGAGACUACGCCGUGCGAGACCGAUACAGAAACUCCGCCUCCUGUUACCGAGACUCCUCCACCGGAGACUACACCGUGCGAGACCGACACAGAAACUCCGCCCCCUGUCACCGAGACCCCUCCACCAGAAACUACUCCCUGUGAGACCGACACAGAGACUCCUCCACCAGAGACUACUCCCUGUGAAACUGAGACUCCCCCUCCUGGCACUGAGACUCCCCCUCCUGGCACUGAGACUCCCCCUCCUGUCACCGAGACUCCCCCUCCUGGCACUGAGACUCCCCCUCCUGGCACUGAGACUCCCCCUCCUGGCACUGAGACUCCCCCUCCUGGCACUGAGACUCCUCCUCCUGGCACUGAGACCCCCCCUCCUGGCACUGAGACUCCCCCUCCUGGCACCGAGAACCCUCCUCCAGAGCAGACUUCUACUCCUCCUGCGCCGACUGGCACUUGGACCACCUCGGUCACUCCCCCGGAGACGACCCCUGAAGUUCCUACUGGGACAUCGCCUGAGCAGCCCGGUACUACCAGCCCCUCCGCGCCGGAGUUCACUGGUGCUGCUACCACCAACAGAUUCGGGUCUCCAUUCGCCGGUGUCAUGGCUCUUGGUGCCAUUGUUUUGGCCUUUUAA
Aspergillus puulaauensis is the source of this 1134-nucleotide messenger RNA. RefSeq lists its product as uncharacterized. NCBI's taxonomy places the organism in Eukaryota, Fungi, Ascomycota, Eurotiomycetes, Eurotiales, Aspergillaceae. The transcript has a single exon. The record is from RefSeq and is a predicted model, not a curated record. Bases 1 to 1134 code for a protein of 377 amino acids.